UUUGUCUGGGAGGGGCUGCAAGUAAUAAAAAAGUCUAGUUUGAGACUACAUUAUUCAUUAUCUGCCUUAUUAAAUGGACAUUGGGAAUUAAUUUUUAUCCUGCACCAUAUCAACCACAGACCACCAUGGAAAAAGUACGUAGCAACAUGACAGAGUUUUGGAAGGAGCACUCGAAGGCUGCCACUGUGGAGGAGAUGAUGCUGGAUACUCGUGCCAAAGAGCUGACUGAGCAUGAGCUGCCCGAAAUCCUCUCCAUGCUGCCUCCCCUGGAUGGAUGCAGGGUCCUGGAGCUGGGAGCAGGAAUUGGCCGCUACACCAGUCACCUGCUGACCAAAGCGACCCACGUGACCGCAGUGGACUUCAUGCAAAGCUUUGUGGAGAAGAACAGGGAGACCAACGGUCACCAUAGCAACGUCACCUUUAUCCAAGCUGAUGUCACAAAGCUGGACAUCCCCCAGCACAGUGUCAACUUUAUCUUCUCAAACUGGCUGCUGAUGUAUCUAAGUGAUGAGGAGCUAAAAUCCUUCAUGGAGAAAAUGCUGAACUGGCUGCAGCCUGGUGGCUUUCUCUUCUUCAGAGAGUCAUGCAAUCACCGUUCAGGUGACUGCAAGAGAGAUUUCAACCCCACCUGUUACCGCACUGAAGCACAGUACACUCACCUAGCCACCUCAGUACAAGUGGAAGCACCAGAGGGGGACCAAAACUUUGGUUUCGACAUUGUCUUUAAAAGGAGAGUUCGGACUUAUAUUGAGAUGAAAAACAAUCCAAACCAGAUGUGCUGGCUGCUGCAGAAGCUCCCCCGCUCCUCAAACGCCCAGAGCGGCUACGGCACAUUCCAGCAGUUCCUGGACAACCAACAGUACACUAGAAGAGGCAUCCUGCGCUAUGAAAAGAUGUUUGGGUCUGGUUAUGUUAGCACAGGUGGACCCAGCACUACAAAGGAGUUUGUGGACCUACUGAACCUUAAGCCUGGACAGAAGGUUCUGGAUGUUGGCUGUGGGAUUGGUGGAGGAGACUUUUAUAUGGCAAAGAUGUUUGGGGUGGAAGUGCUUGGCUUGGAUCUGUCAGACAACAUGGUAGACAUUGCCUUAGAGAGAGCAAAAACAGAAAAACUGCAAACAGUGCAGUUUGAGGUGGCAGAUGCCACCAAGAGGACAUUUCCUGAAGGUUCCUUUGAUGUGAUCUACAGCAGAGACACAAUUUUGCACAUAGAUGACAAACUUGCCCUUUUCAAGCGCUUCCACUCCUGGUUGAAGCCAGGCGGUCAGCUGCUAAUUAGUGACUACUGCUGUGGGGAGAAACCAUGGACUCCAGUGUUUGAAGCUUAUGUCAAACAGAGAGGUUACAUCCUCUACACGCCGUCAGAGUACGGCAAGUUCAUUCAGGAGGCUGGUUUCUGCAAUGUUCAGGUCCAGGACAGAACCUCCCAGUUCAUCCAAGUGAUCCAGACUGAGCUGCAGAGAGCAGAGAAUAUAAAGGAGGAAUUUAUUCAGGAGUUUUCUGAGGAGGACUACUUUGCAAUAGUUAAUGGAUGGAGGGAAAAGCUGGAACGCUCUAAAAGUGGAGAUCAGCGAUGGGGACUCUUCCAUGCUACAAGGAACUGAAUGAAUUCACAAGAAUUGGAAUUAAAAUUUAAAGGAGAAUAAUUAUAGCUCUUUUUUAUAUGAAAGACCCCAACAACUAUGUUUUUAAUUUUUAAAAUAUCUCUAAAGUGUCAGAGAUAAUUUUGAAUAUGAUAUGAUGACAAAAAAUAAAGAAACCUGUUUUAGAUCUAA
Messenger RNA from Cyprinodon variegatus (sheepshead minnow), 1775 nucleotides. RefSeq names its product phosphoethanolamine N-methyltransferase 3-like (gene pmt). The transcript is spliced from 12 exons. The coding region runs from base 126 to 1604 and encodes 492 amino acids. Lineage: Eukaryota; Metazoa; Chordata; Actinopteri; Cyprinodontiformes; Cyprinodontidae. The record is from RefSeq and is a predicted model, not a curated record.